Lycium barbarum (goji berry) is the source of this 981-nucleotide messenger RNA. RefSeq lists its product as uncharacterized. Bases 1 to 981 code for a protein of 326 amino acids. The transcript has a single exon. Lineage: Eukaryota; Viridiplantae; Streptophyta; Magnoliopsida; Solanales; Solanaceae. Gene Ontology annotation, molecular function: RNA-DNA hybrid ribonuclease activity; nucleic acid binding. The record is from RefSeq and is a predicted model, not a curated record.
AUGCCUACUAGUACAGGAAAGUUUUCUGUAAAUAGUGCAUGGAACAUUUUGAGGCAGAGGGAGUAUGAAGAAGCAGACUUUAAGCAUUUGUGGAUUAAGGGGGUGCCUUUCAAAAUAUCUUUUUUUCUAUUGAGAUUAUGGAAAGCUGUCCUUCCUACAGAUGAUACUCUAAGGAGGAUAAGAAUUCCUGUUGUGUCAAGAUGCUAUUGUUGUACUAAUUCACAGCAGGAGACUAUGCAACAUCUCUUUUUAACAAGUAAGUUUGCAAUAGAUGUGUGGAAUUUUUUUAAGCGGGAAGUGGGAAUUCAAAUGAAUCUCAUUCAGAUCCAUCAAGUUAUCAGAACUUGGUGGAAGAUUAAGUGUGCAGAGAAAUUCAGACCUAUCCUACAUGUUGUGCCUGCUAUGAUCACAUGGGAGUUGUGGAAGAGAAGAAACACUAUUAAACAUGGAGGACGGGUGAGUUUCAAUAGAGUUAUUCAUGAGAUAAAUAGGAACUUGUACUACUUAACAAAGAGCAGAUAUCCAUGGUUGAAAAACAUUCCGUUUCUUUGGCCUGAACUGGUGGUAUUUCUUGAAGGAUAUAAACCUAUUUUGAUUUCUAAGAUUGUCUACUGGAGGUUGCCUUAUGAGAGAUGGUAUAAAUGUAAUACUGAUGGAGCAUCAAAGGGCAACCCUGGUCCUAGUUCUUAUGGUUUUUGUGUGAGAGAUUGGCAUGAAGAUUUGAUAUAUGCAGAAUGCAAUGAAUUGAGACUUAAUUCUAAUGUGGUUGCAGAGGCAAGAGCAAUGAUGGAGGGUCUGGUAUAUUGUGUAAAUCAUGAACUUCACCCACUGAUUUUGGAAACAGACUCUUUACUAAUGAAGAAUGUGGUUGAUGGAAUAUGGGAGAUACCAUGGUGUAUUAUCACAGAGGUGGAGAGAAUUAGAAGAAUGAAGGUUGAAUUCAAUGUACUAAUACAGCAUGUAUACAGGGAGGGGAUGUAA